Molecule: messenger RNA, 1765 nt
Organism: Plutella xylostella (diamondback moth)
Lineage: Eukaryota; Metazoa; Arthropoda; Insecta; Lepidoptera; Plutellidae
Product: ATPase WRNIP1
Biological process (GO): DNA-templated DNA replication; DNA synthesis involved in DNA repair
Cellular component (GO): nucleus
Molecular function (GO): enzyme activator activity; single-stranded DNA helicase activity; ATP binding
Source: RefSeq, a predicted model, not a curated record
UUUCAUCAGUUUCAGUUUUCAGUUUUUAGGUUUCCUAUUUGUUGCAAAGUUUACAAAAAUCUAUCCUAAAUUGCUACAAAUAAUGAGAACCUCAAUAUGGCUGAUGAUACUAUUCCAUGCCCAGUGUGUAAUCGCCAGUUUCCACCGAAACUUGUGGAAGAACAUGUAAACAAAUGUUUGUUUCUCAAUACACAAACAUCUUCUAAACGAGAUGGAUCACAUUUACAAGCAGUCUCACCUCAGGAAAAGAGAUUCAAAUCCAAAGAUGCUAAUGCAAAUAUAUUUAAGGAGCCUAAAAAAAGAGAUCCUAGUACCCUGUCCGAAUCAUCGAAAGUCAUUAACAUAAAGCCCACAUCCAGUAAUGUUACAAAGAAUCAAUCUGCAAGCUUUACAAAUUCUGAUCAAACCAGUACAAAAAGUAUACCACUGGCAGAAAGAAUGAGACCCAUUUGUCUGGAUGAUAUAGUUGGACAGAAGGAAUCAUUUGGGGCUGGGUCUAUGUUAAGGUCAAUGUUAGAACAUAAAAAGGUUCCAAAUAUGAUUCUAUGGGGUCCUCCAGGCUGUGGCAAGACUUCAUUGGCUAAUGUGGUUUCAGCCAUGUGCAAGGAGCAAAAUAACAAUUUGCGGUUUGUGAAGUUAUCAGCUACUAUGGCUGGAAUUAAUGAUGUAAAAGAAGUUGUUAAAGUUGCCAAGAAUGAGGCUCAGUUCAAGAGACAGACUGUCCUGUUCAUGGAUGAGAUUCAUAGGUUCAAUAAAUUACAGCAGGACACAUUCUUGCCUCAUGUUGAAAAUGGCACUAUCAUCCUUAUAGGAGCCACCACGGAGAACCCCUCCUUCAGUCUCAACAAUGCCCUGCUGAGUCGCUGCAGGGUUGUCGUGUUGGAGAAACUGAGUUCUGACGAUGUGUUCCUCAUUCUGGAGAAAGCUCUGGCCAAAAAGAAUGCCAUGCUGGUAGAUGCUGAUGGACCAACCAGAAAAUGUGAGAAUGAGGAGGACAUUCCUAACUGCAUAGUCGAGCGCGCCUCCCUACGCUGGCUCGCUGACGUAUGCGACGGGGACGCGCGGGUCGCCCUCGGAGCCCUGGAGCUGGCGCUGGAGUCGCGCGAGCCCUCGGAGGAGGAGCUGCGGCGGCAGGGACCCGCCGUGCUGACGCUUGAGGAUAUACAGAAUGGGAUUAAGCGCACGCACAUGCUGUACGACAAGGGCGGCGAGGAACACUACAACAUCGUGUCGGCCAUGCACAAGUCCAUCCGCGCCGGCGACGACAACGCGGCGCUGUACUGGACCACGCGCGCGCUUUACGGCGGGGAGGACCCCCUGUAUGUGGCGAGGCGGCUGGUGAGGGCCUCGGCCGAGGAUAUCGGUUUAGCAGACCCGAACGCUCUAGUGGAAGCAGUAGCAACGUUGCAGGGUUGCCAACAGCUGGGCAUGCCUGAAUGCAACGUAUUGCUAGCCCAGUGUGCCGUGAGACUGGCGAGGGCACCCAAGAGCGUCGAGGUGUACCACGCCAUGCAGAGGUGUCAGAGAUCACUGGCGGAAGCGAAGGGGCCGCUUCCUUCUGUGCCGCUUCAUCUACGGAAUGCUCCCACCAAGCUUAUGAAACAGUUAGGUUACGCCCGUGGCUACAACACUAGGAAUAAAAACGAGUCAGGUCUCUGUUAUAUGCCUGAAGGGAUGGAGAAUGUAGAUUUCUUCCAAGGUGAUAGUGCUAUGUGAUACUUAAAGUUGAAUCUGUGUACAUAAAAAUUAAACAAAGUUUUCCUAA